This is a messenger RNA of Vitis vinifera (wine grape), 1006 nucleotides long. RefSeq names its product polyubiquitin 9. The transcript is spliced from 7 exons. The record is from RefSeq and is a predicted model, not a curated record. Bases 376 to 687 code for a protein of 103 amino acids. Lineage: Eukaryota; Viridiplantae; Streptophyta; Magnoliopsida; Vitales; Vitaceae. Gene Ontology annotation, molecular function: protein binding.
UUUGGCUAAAAGGUGAGAAGUGAGAACCCCCAAUUCUCUUGUCCUAAAACGACACCGGUUCUCUCGUCUUUCUGUUUCUCCCAGAAAGCGACAACUCCAUCUCUUCCACCAGAAAAUUAGGAAAAAAAAAUGUUGGGACGAGAGAAGUAAGAUGUUUUUGAUUGGGAAUCAUCUGCCAAGGAUCAAUAGUUAUUCAAAAACUAUGUUGCCCUCUGAUGGGGUUGGAUGUAUCUUUAAGUAAAGUAAAAUGUCAUCUAAAACAUUGGAUUUGUUCCUUCUAAUUCAUAGGUUUCAUCUUCUUAUGUGGAAGGAAUUGCUUGACAGACUCUAGCAAAAAGAAGCAUCAGAAGUCGGGGUCUUUAUCGCAUUGUCUACAUGGCUAUGUAUAUACGUGUUAAACGCAGUAAGACAACCUACUUUCUACAGUGUGAUCCAACUGAGACAAUUCUAGAUGUUAAGCAGAAAUUGCAUACCCUCAUUGAUCAACCAAUCAAUGAUCAGCGUUUGAUCUUAGUAGGAACUGGGGAAAUAUUAGAUGAUUCCAAAACGUUGGCAGAUCAGAAGGUCGAAAAUGAUGCUGUUGUGGCACUGACAUUGAGAAAAGAUGACAAUGAAUUUGAGGAUGUCAACAUCGUGCGGCCAAAUGAUGAUUUCUAUCAGUCUCGUGAUCCAGAUGGCAGUUGGUAAGCCGGGAAAUCGCCUGAAACAACUCAGUUUCAGUAUACAAUCAGCUAAAGCAAGUUGUUCGUGUAUGAAGUUGAUGAGGACUUCCAUUCUCAACAUUCUGAAAUUAGCUAAAACCUUCUCAUGUAUGAAUCAUAACUUUUCCUGAACAUGACUCUUGAACUUGGAUUGGUUUGUGCUUUUGUUAUAUUUUGUUUCUUUUGGUAUGAAGUAGACUGAGAGGUCAGCAUAUGGAUUGAAACUUUGUCGAUGAAUACUCUGAACUGAACAUCCAUUCAAUAAAUAAAGGAGCUAGCUAGCAUGCUGAACUAUCAUUUUCAUA